AGAGCCUCAACGGCAAGUGCUUGUAAGAGUCUCAGUUGCAGAAUCUCCUCACACGGAUAGUAAAGAUAUAAACAUUACGCAGGGCUCACAGAUGUUCAUUUUGUGUAAACUUGUUGUUUCUGCCGGUGUAGAGGAUGUCCAGAGCUGACUGGGGUUUUCUGGAGCACCUGCUGGAAGAGGGUCAGGAGUACUCGACAGCCAUUGGGCGUGUGUGGCUAACCGUGCUCUUCCUCUUCCGAAUGCUUGUGCUGGGCACGACGGUCGAAUCUGCAUGGGACGACGAACAGUCUGACUUCAUUUGCAAUACCAAACAGCCCGGCUGUGAGGCCGUCUGUUAUGACAAGGCGUUCCCCAUCUCCCACUUCCGGUACUUUGUUAUGCAAGUCAUCUUCGUCUCGACGCCGACUAUUUUCUAUUUCGGCUACGUGGCCCUCAAGGCUGGAGAUAAGAGAAAGCAAGAAGAAAAAGUAGAAGAGCGCAGAAGACAAAGAUAUCCAAAAACCAAUGAGCGUACCCUGGAGGCCAUAAUAGAGGAAGAUGAAGAGGAUGCAAACAAAGCAUCGGAAAAGAGAAGUAGAGCUCCAGAACCUCCAAAGCUAAAAGGACGGUUGUUGUGUGCUUACGCAGCCAGCUUAGCCCUGAAAGUUCUUCUAGAAAUCGGCUUCAUUGUAGGCCUGUGGUUCCUGUAUGGAUUUGUAGUCGAGCCAAAGUACGAGUGCAGGAGGUCUCCAUGUCCUCACACAGUUGACUGCUAUGUCUCACGGCCCACCGAGAAAACUAUAUUCACCGUGUACACGCAAGUGAUCGCUGCGAUCUCGGCUCUCCUCAAUGUCGUUGAGCUUUUUCACCUGCUUCAGUUAGCAGUAACUUACCGACUAGAGAAGCGAUAUCAGUGCCAGGAGGAUAUUAGUAAACAUAUCGGUAGGAAUCCAUCUCGAUCUGUACAAGCUAAAGUUCAGUUAGCAACAUUUAAAGAGAGGGAUCAUCUCUUUCUACCCAUAACCAAUGACAGGUACCCUGCAUCAGGGUUAAAAUGGGACAACAGAGAAGCACACCCAACGGAGGACAUGCUCCCUAGCUACCUUAACUGCAUAAACAAUGUGAAACCAGCUACGCACAAAAGCCCCUCAACAAACCAUUUUCACAAAAAGCACAAUAAGACUGACAACAAUGACAGACCCUCCAAACAAGGACAUUAUGUUUAAAGAACAGAACAAUGAGAACCAAGGAUCACAUUUUGGGGAGUUACAAUACAGUGAAAGUCAGACACACAUAAAUAACUGUAAGUGGUUUACUGUACAUUAGAGGGGCAUUUCCUUUGUUUAGAUAAACAGGGAAAUGAGCAGUGGGAUGGACUGUCCUCCGUGAUCAGUGACUAGAUACAAGGUCUCUUUAGCAGUGAUUAAAUCAAAGAAACUCAAGUCGAGAAAUAUUUAAAACACUAAAGCUCAGCGGCUAAAUAAACGCCAAACCAAAUGGUGCUUUACAGUCAAGUACUACACUGCAGGUCACUUUGCAUAAAAGCGUCAGCCAAAUGCAUAAAUAUAUAAAUGUUUUAUACGGUACAGCUUGGGUAAUUAAUACCAUACUGUAUUUGAGAACAAAGUGAAUUAUGUGAAAGUGAACUAAAUUCAAUAUUUAAUGUAUUUAAAAUCAAUGCAUAUUGUUUAUCUUUUUCAUAUUUAUCUACUUUUAUUAAAAAUGUUUAGCUCUU
Molecule: messenger RNA, 1714 nt
Organism: Paramisgurnus dabryanus
Lineage: Eukaryota; Metazoa; Chordata; Actinopteri; Cypriniformes; Cobitidae
Gene: gja4
Product: gap junction protein alpha 4
Biological process (GO): cell-cell signaling
Cellular component (GO): connexin complex
Molecular function (GO): gap junction channel activity
Source: RefSeq, a predicted model, not a curated record